This is a messenger RNA of Uncinocarpus reesii 1704, 1602 nucleotides long. RefSeq names its product cystathionine gamma-synthase. Gene Ontology annotation, biological process: transsulfuration. The transcript has 4 exons. NCBI's taxonomy places the organism in Eukaryota, Fungi, Ascomycota, Eurotiomycetes, Onygenales, Onygenaceae. The coding region runs from base 1 to 1602 and encodes 533 amino acids. The record is from RefSeq and is a predicted model, not a curated record. Gene Ontology annotation, molecular function: pyridoxal phosphate binding; cystathionine gamma-synthase activity.
AUGGCCAUGUUAUUCCCGUCAUUCAAAACCGGAUCUCGAUGUCGUGAAUUUAUGCUGUCGAGGCUCCCUUCUGAUGAGCAUAAAACAAUUCGCAUCGUGGACUUGGUUAUAGUACCGCCUAUGUCCUCGAUGGUUUUGAGCGACGAGCAACAGUCGAGUCUGACUUCCAAGCUUUGCUGCGUUUUAUUUCCGAGGGCGCAUAAUCAUAUCGCUAGACAAGUGUGGCAGCAUAGUGGUGACGGUAUAUCCAGCCGCCGUAGCGAGUUCUAUCUAAAACUGCUUUCAGAUGGAUAUUCCAUUCAGGAUUGCUACACUAAAGGCCAGGGUUUCUAUAAAGGACCUAAGAGAUAUCAGCGGUGCGAGCGCCGAUCGAACACAGUUCACGAGGCAGCACCCGAAGGGCAAAUAUCCUCGUUCGCUGCGAGAAGCCCCCGCUCUGAAGGUCGUGAGUUUGAUCAGUUUAUCGAGGAGCGGUUCGGACGGAAUCUAGGUCCAUUGUUGGCCAGCAAUGCAAAGUUGGCCGUGAAAAGAAGAAUCGCGGGCUCCCUCACUGCAAAUGUUGAGCUCACAGAAGCUCUUAAUGCCUCUUCAGUCGGCGGACGAAUUGCCGGCCUUUGUGACGACCACGUUUAUUUGUAUCCUACUGGGAUGAGUUCAAUAUUUAACACUCAUCAGAUACUGAUGAAGGCUCGUGGGCAGCUAAAAAGCGUUUGUUUUGGUUUUCCUUAUAUCGACACUUUGAAAAUCUUGGAAAAAUGGGGUCCUGGUGUGCUUUUUUAUGGCCAUGGUUCCCCCGAUGAUCUCGAUGAUCUCGAACACCGUCUGAGAUCAGGGGAGAGGUUUCUAGCAUUGUUUACUGAAUUUCCUGGUAAUCCGCUGUUGAACUCCCCUGAUCUCGAGCGGAUUUGCAGGUUAGCUUCCACGUACGAUUUCGCUGUUGUCGUUGACGAGUCCGUUGGCAAUUUCAUUAACGUCAACGUUUUGCCCUACGCCGAUAUCGUGGUCAGCAGUCUCACAAAAAUAUUUAGUGGUGACAGCAAUGUAAUGGGCGGAAGCGCUGUCUAUAAUCCCCAUGGCCGGUACUUUCAGGCGCUGAGGGGUACCCUCGAAAGUGAAUAUGAAGAUAAUUAUUGGGCCGAGGAUGCAAUAUUCCUGGAACGAAACAGCCGUGAUUUUGUUUCCCGUAUCGAGAGGAUUAAUGCGUCAGCGGAAGCCCUAACCGCACGAUUAAAGGCGUCUCCAUUGGUUAAAGAACUAUAUUACCCGAAAUAUAACCCGACAAGGCCUUUAUAUGACAGAUGUCGAAACCAGAACGGAGGCUACGGGGGAUUGUUUUCUGUCACUUUUCACUCGACAAGCGCAGCAAUUGCAUUUUUUGAUGCCCUUAACGUGAUGAAAGGACCGAGUUUAGGCACUAAUUUUACACUCAGCUCGCCUUAUACAUUGCUAGCCCAUUAUGGCGAACUGGAAUGGGCCCAAUCGUUCGGUGUAGCUUCUGAUCUAGUCAGAAUCAGCGUCGGCCUAGAGGAAAUACGCGAGCUUGAAUUGGCCAUUGAUCAUGCACUUGACGCCGCGCAAAAUGCUCAGGAUUUUACGCCAUAG